Molecule: messenger RNA, 1176 nt
Organism: Clonostachys rhizophaga
Lineage: Eukaryota; Fungi; Ascomycota; Sordariomycetes; Hypocreales; Bionectriaceae
Source: the annotation of a GenBank genome assembly
AUGGUUCUCAUCAAGCCGUUUGAAGUCGAGGAGUGGAUGGACCGCCUAGAAACGACACCAGGAGUGCUGAAUGUCGCGGAAACCUGCUGCGAGUCUGUCUCCAUCUCCGAAUUGGCCGCCCUCUCCACAGACGAAUCAGUCAAGCUACAAGACAUUACCAACCGACGCCUCACCUACGGGGCUAUUCCUGGUACUGAUGUCACUAGACAGCGCGUUGCAAACCUGUAUGGGGAUGUCAAGCUCGAUCAGGUAGUCUUGACUCAGGGAGCCAUCGGAGCCAAUUUCCUUCUGCUUUUCAGCCUCAUAGGACCCGGAGACCAUGUAAUCUGCGAAUAUCCUACUUACCAGCAACUCUAUGAGGUUCCCAAAAGCUUGGGAGCGGAGGUUUCGCUCUGGAAACUCAAGGAGGAGAAUCGCUUCGUCCCUGAUGUUUCAGAGCUGCAGGGUUUGGUCCGCAACAACACUAAGUUGAUAAUUCUCAACAACCCAAACAAUCCAACCGGCGCCACGAUAAACAAGGAAGUCUUGUCAGCCAUCGUGGCUUUCGCCAAAGAAAGAGAUAUCAUCAUCAUGGCAGACGAGGUGUAUCGGCCCCUAUUUCACAGCCUCCCAGCUGGCGAGGAGAUUCCCCCUUCCAUAAUUGACCUUGGCUACGACAAGACGGUCUCUACGUCCUCCAUGUCCAAAGCCUUUUCCCUCGCUGGGAUUCGGGUAGGCUGGAUUGCGACUCGCGAUCCCUCCAUUCUGAAAGCUGUCAAUAGUUGCCGAAACUACACCACCAUUAGCGUUUCGCAGUUUGACGACUCUGUUGCGGGGUAUGCGCUCUCUGAUGCAGUACGAGUCAAUCUCCUUCAGCGGAACAUUGCCCUGGCAAGGACCAACAUUGCACUUCUUGAAGCAUUCGUGAACAAGCAUUCUUCCGUGCUAUCGUGGGUCAAGCCAACCGCUGGAACUACUGCCAUGGUCCAAUUCAGGAAGAAUGGAAGCUUAGUCAAAGAUUCAGAAUUUUGCCUUGAGGUCCUCAACAAUACUGGGGUUUUGAUCAUGCCUGGUUGUACUUGUUUUGGUGAAGGAGAGGAUUUCCCAGGAUACAUGAGGUUUGGCUAUGUCUGCGACACUAAUGUCUUGAAGGAAGGGUUGAACAGGCUUGAUGUGUAUAUUGAGAAAGCUUUUUGA